Messenger RNA from Rhopalosiphum maidis (corn leaf aphid), 3303 nucleotides. Its product is annotated as arrestin domain-containing protein 3-like. The coding region runs from base 234 to 1394 and encodes 386 amino acids. The transcript is spliced from 9 exons. The record is from RefSeq and is a predicted model, not a curated record. NCBI's taxonomy places the organism in Eukaryota, Metazoa, Arthropoda, Insecta, Hemiptera, Aphididae. Gene Ontology annotation, biological process: protein transport. Gene Ontology annotation, cellular component: cytoplasm.
CUGAGUCGUUCGAUGGCGUUUGGCACGUGAAACUUACGUCAAAAUAAAACGUUACAGUUUACUUUGGUAAAAUUAUUUUGAAAUAAUAAAACAAAAUUGUACUAGUGUCGUAGAUAUAAAAAAAAAUUCGUCAUUUUCCCUUGUUUAUGUAGAUGGCCUACUUCAAGUGCUGAAAAUAAAGAAGUCGAUUAUUUUUAAUAAAUAUUCUUAAUUGGAUAACAAUCAACUACAGUAUGGAUUACAUAAGAGAAUUUGACAUAAGGUUAGACAAAGAAAUGUUUUACGCAGGAGAAAUUUUAGAAGGCCACGUGGUUCUAGACACAAUUGAAAAUUUCAAAUUGAAAACUGUUAGAAUUGUCCUCAGAGGCAAAGCCCACGCGGAAUGGCAAGUGUUGGUCAGCGGUGAUCGUUCAGCUAUUAAAGACGAUCAAUAUUUCAUCGACAAUCGUUCGUUAAUCUUCGGAAAAGUAGACCGGCAAGACGGUCCCGCUCCAAUCCUGCCGCGCGGAAUUCAUCACUUCCCAUUCAAGUUUCAACUUCCUCAAAGCUCACUGCCGUGUUCAUUCGAAAGCAAACCCGGAUACGUCAGAUACUAUAUCAAGGUCACCCUCGAUAUACCGUACGCGUCGCCUCCGCAAGGCAUGAAGUACUUCACCAUCAUAGGACCACACAUUGACUGCAUGGACGAUCAAUAUCUGAAACCAAUAGGUGCGCUGGAAAAACGGACUAAAUGCUGUUUAUGCUGCAAAAGCAAUAAAGUAGUAUUGCAAUGCUUACUAGAAAGGUCGGCAUACGUGUGCGGCGAGGCUCUGAGACUUAAAGCCAACAUAAAAAACCAAAACGAAAAGGACAUCAGACUUAAAGUCAGAUUACUGCAGAACGUACAUUAUUCAGUAGAACGCGGCAUGCUAGGCGUUCAAAACCAAAAAGACGUCCAACACUCGGUGUUGGAGUACAUCGGCGAACCGAUACGCACUGGGUGCGAAUCGCAAUGGGAUUCCGCCGACGGCCUGGUCCUGCCAGUGAUGCCACCUACAUUGAUCGGCAACUGCAGGCUGUUGCAAAUAUACUACCUACUAAAGGUCUGCGUGGAUUUGGGAAAGGGAGACGAAGACCUCAACAUAACGUUCCCGAUAACAAUAGCCACCGUGCCAUUCAGAAUACCAAACUGUAACAAGACUCCUCAAAUAUUUUACAGUGUCGCGUGCGAUCACGUGGAAGGCGGUAGGUAUAUUGGUCCGGAGUUUUUGCUAGGCGGUCAUGUUUACGACGGGUCGCAGACCGAACAAAUCGUUCUGUACCGGCCGGUGUACGUGAGCGUACGUCAUCCGAACUGCAACUCUACGUCGGUGGUGGCGACGGCGACAACGACAGCGACGACGACGACCGCGUGAACGAAUGCAAAUUCGACGGCGGCACAUUUACGAUAUAUUUUAUUGUUAUAUUUAUUGUAGUUUAUUAUUUCUCCGGCUAACAGUAAAAGACGAUAGAACCGUUGUGUGCGCGCUAGCGUGUAUGGGUGUGUGUGUGUGUGUGUGUGUGUGUGUGUGUGUGUGUGUGUGGUAUUACGGGAAGGAGAGAGGAAAUGCAAUUGAAUUAUUACGAUUUGCCAUCAUCUAGCUAUUAUUAUUAUUUUAUAAUUCUGUAUCCGAAAAAAAUUCAUAUAUUAAAUUAUGUUUGCUAAAAUUUUUUAUAAAAAAACAGAGAAAACAUACCUAAAACUAAGUUAUCUACCCUUCAAUACGGCCAGUACUGUAAGACAGGCGCGUAGCCAGGGGGUGUUAUAGGUGUUACAGCUACAACACAAUCCCUCAGCCGUGGUAUACUCAUAGAUUUAAAUUUUAUUUUUAUUCAUAAUAAUAAUAUUUAAAUUUUUCUCAUAAACCACUAUCUAUUCACUUGUAAUGCGUAAUACGUUUGUACAAUAAAGUAUACGUAAAGUUAUUAAUUUUAUGUGUAUAAUUUUGUCAAUUAAUUUUGAAUAACACCCCCCUUUGAAAUUCCUGGCUAUGCGCCUGCUAUAAGAAACGCAAAUCAAAAAGGAUCGAUGACUAUAAUUUAUUAUAGUACUUAUCUAUAAUUAAUACCUAUUCAAUAAAUGAGAGACCUGCAUACAUGUAAUUAUUUAGUCUGCGCAUGUAUACUCGUCGAUGUGUUUCGGUUUUAGAGUACUUACCUCAGUUGAUCGCGGCAAAUUGGCUUCGAUGUACCUGAUUUCAACAACUAAUUCAACCAAAACGGGAAAUCCGCCUGUAGUACCUGGUAUAAUUUCGAAUGUGGUUUUAACUCUGCAAACUUUCCUGAUAGUUUAGUGAUAUACUGAUAUCUCUAAGAACAAACUGAAAUUAUCAUCAAAAUUGGUCGAGUAAUUAUAAGUUAUAUAAACUAGAAAUAUACGAGCGCAUUGCAUUUUGUUGUUCAUUUAAAUAACAAACGAUUAAUGAAAUAUUAUUUUAUUUAUUUAAAAAAAAAAUCCCAAAGGCUACCCGUGGGCUUGAAUCUAUAGUUUAGCACACUUACAAAUAUCGACUUCAUUGUUUUUGAUUUACGUAGUUCAAAAAUCAGAAAUGAUAGACGAUAAUACAAUAUUGCAAUCAUAGUUUGUAGAUCGAACUUAUUUGAGGCCUAUUUUGAAGUUCGAAUUUCCAACUAGCAGUACACACACGCGGUAUAGUGGCACGUGCAUAAGUAUACUUAUCGAUAAUUUUAAAAAUCCACGAAAGUAUUAACAAUUAUAACGAUAAAAAGGUUAGGUAUAAAUUAGGUAAACGAUGUUUUGUUAAGCAAUAUUUCUUUUAAAAAAUAACAUCACAAACUAAAAUUAUAAAUAUAUAGGCUUAAUUAGCAGUGGGUGGAGCUAAUAUAACUACUAACUAAAUUAUUUUACAAGCAUUCACAAAAUUCAAGAGAAAAGGGUAGUUACAACUGUUACAAAUAAAAUGUUAAAUUGUAUUUUAUAUAUCUUUAUUUAAUCAAAUUAUUAUGAUAUGAUUUUACAUUUUUACAUUAAGAAUUGUUAGAAAUUAUUUUCAUUAGGUACUGCAGUCAUGGAUAAUUGGGGUACAUAAAAUACAAUUUAGGAUGCAAUUGCUACCUAUUUAAUACCACCACAGACUAAAUUAAAUUACUGAGCACUAUUAUAUUAAGUACCUGUUGAAUGUUCAUUUGAUUGACACACAUGAUAUAAAAUUAUAUAUUAAAAUUAUUAGUUAUUAUGAAUAUUUAUAAAUUUACAGUUAUUUAUAUAUUAUCAUACAAAUAUUGGCGAGCAGUAGCGGAUUUAGUAUUUUUUAUUUUGGAGGG